Molecule: messenger RNA, 1946 nt
Organism: Sinocyclocheilus grahami
Lineage: Eukaryota; Metazoa; Chordata; Actinopteri; Cypriniformes; Cyprinidae
Product: gastrula zinc finger protein XlCGF57.1-like
Exons: 3
Coding region: 474-1946 (490 amino acids)
Biological process (GO): regulation of transcription by RNA polymerase II
Molecular function (GO): DNA-binding transcription factor activity, RNA polymerase II-specific; RNA polymerase II cis-regulatory region sequence-specific DNA binding
Source: RefSeq, a predicted model, not a curated record
UCACGCUUAAGUGUUUGAGGUGUUGAAAUCGAUACGAAUCGAUCAAUCGAUGUGUGGAUUUUACAAGUAAUGUGAAAUGAAUGGAUUAUGUGAGGUGCCGUGUAACGCUUUACAGUUGCGUUUUCAGUUAAUAGGCAAAUACCGUGUUCUCUCCUGUUAUUCAAUUUUAAUCUUCAAAAUCUUGACAUCAGAAAUUAUUUAAUUACGUUACAGCCUUUUUAUUAUUCUAUUUUUGUGUCUGAAAACUGAACUACGGCGUUACACGAACCCUGACAGUUUGUCUCGUAAAUGGCCCAAUGUUUAUGAGUGUUAUUUGUGAGUAAAGCGCAUUCAUUCAUAUGUAAAUAACAUAUUCGAUUCGGAUUUGUAUUUCUUUGUUAAUUGUUUUCCUCAUGUUAAACAAGACAAAAUGUCCAAUCAUACAGGAACAAGAAACUGAGAACAUCUGAAAUCCAUGUGACACUAUUAUCAAGAUGGCAUUUAUUAAAGAGGAGAUUGAAGACGUGAGCAUUUCAGAAACAUUCAGAGUGAAAAAUGAAGAUGCAGAGGAUGACACAGACCUGGUGGUGAUGAAAGUGGAAAGUCAAGAACUGUACGAAAUGGAAGAGGAAGAUCCAUACGAUAAACAUCACGGAGAAAAAAUUUGCUCGCAGACUGAAAAGGAGCCCUCUCAAAAAAAAUCUCGAAAGAAAAGUUUUAAAAACUGUUACAUCUGCCCUCAAUGUGGCAGGAAUUUCACUUAUGAGAAAAGCCUUAAAAAACAUGAGUUAAUGCACAAUGUACAGUGCCCUUUCACCUGCCAACAGUGUGGGAACAUUUUCACUACGAACGGAAGCCUUAAAAACCACAUGAGAAUUCACACCGGAGAGAAGCCUUUCACAUGUAAUCAGUGUGGAAAGAGUUACACACGAAGCAAGACCUUAAAGGAUCACAUGAGGAUUCACACCGGAGAAAGGCCUUUUAAGUGUGAUCAGUGUGGAAAGAGUUACAUACGAAGUAAAACCUUAAAGGAUCACAUGAGGAUUCACACUGGAGAAAGACCUUUCAAAUGCGAUCAGUGUGGAAAGAGUUUCAUACAUAAAGUAACCCUUAAUUUACACAAGAGAAUUCACUUAAGAGAGAGCCAUUUUAUUUGCCAUCAGUGUGGAAAAAGUUUCAAAGACAUAGAACGCCUUAACAGGCAUGUGAUAAUUCACUCUGGAGAGAAGCCCUUCAAGUGCCAGCAAUGUGGAAAGGGGUUCCAAAUCAAAAACAACCUAAAGGCACAUAUGAGAUGUCACAUCGAGGAAAAGCCUUUCAAGUGCCAUCAAUGUGGAAAGUGUUUAAAACAUGAAACAUCCCUUAAUUACCACAUGAGACUUCACACUGGAGAAAGGCCUUUCACCUGCCUUCAGUGUGGAAAGAGUUUCAUUCUUGAAGGACAACUUAGUCGUCACAUAAGAUACAUUCACACCGAGGAGAAGCCUUUCGUGUGUCAUUACUGUGGAAGGAUUUGUGAAAGCAAAUCAAACCUUAAGAUUCACAUUCAAGUUCACACUGGAGAAAAGCCUUUCUCUUGCCCUCAGUGUGGAAAGAGUUUCAUACAUAAAGGUCUCCUUAAUUAUCACAUGAGGCUUCACACUGGAGAAAAGCCCUUCAGCUGCCAUCAGUGUGGAAUGAGUUUCAGAUAUAAAGGACUUCUUAAUGGUCAUGUGAGAAGUGUUCACACCAAUGAGAAGCCUUUUACGUGCCAUCACUGUGGAAGGAUUUGCGAAAGCAAAUCUAAACUUCAGAUUCACAUGCGAAUUCACACUGGAGAAAAGCCGUUCUCCUGUCCUUGUGGUAAAAGUUUCGCACUUAAAGGAAACCUUACGGCUCACAUGAGGCUUCACACUGGAGACCGGCCUUACAUGUGUGUUCAGUUCAUGAACUUGCACAACUUUGGAACAAUGGUUCAAAAUGAAUAG